Molecule: messenger RNA, 886 nt
Organism: Musa acuminata AAA Group (dessert banana)
Lineage: Eukaryota; Viridiplantae; Streptophyta; Magnoliopsida; Zingiberales; Musaceae
Exons: 9
Coding region: 59-655 (198 amino acids)
Cellular component (GO): small-subunit processome; nucleolus
Source: RefSeq, a predicted model, not a curated record
CCCGUGGGAAGCGUAUUACCCCAAACUCCCCUGUUCUGCUCGGUGGGGUGCUGCGGCGAUGGGGAGGGCGAAGAAAACCCGCAAAUUUGCGGUCAUGAAGAAGCUCGUCAGCUCGAAAACCCUCAAGAAGUACAAGGAAGAGAUUCUGAACCCUAAGAAGAAGGAUCCCGAGAAGGAGAAUCUGCCCCGCAAUGUCCCGAGCGUAUCUUCGGCGCUGUUCUUUAAAUACAACACCGCACUUGGUCCGCCUUACAUGGUCAUCGUGGAUACCAAUUUUAUCAACUUCUCCAUACAAAAUAAGUUGGAUUUGGAGAAGGGCAUGAUGGAUUGCCUUUAUGCAAAAUGCACUCCUUGCAUUACUGACUGCGUGAUGGCUGAGCUUGAAAAGUUGGGACAGAAAUAUCGUGUAGCUUUACGUAUUGCAAAAGAUCCUAGGUUUGAAAGGCUACCUUGCACACAUAAAGGGACUUAUGCUGAUGACUGCAUUGUUGACAGGGUUACUCAGCACAAGUGUUAUAUUGUUGCAACGUGCGAUAGAGACUUGAAGCGAAGGAUACGCAAGAUUCCUGGCGUGCCUAUCAUGUACAUCACACGACACAAGUACUCAAUCGAGCGGCUACCAGAAGCAACAAUCGGUGGAGCUCCAAGAAUUUGAUGAAGAGUUUCUUCCAGAGAGAACAAACUCAAAUUGAUGCUUUGCUCAAAGCAGGGAGAUCCGUAGGCAGGUUCUCAUUGAUAGUAAAUUAGAUGAAAAAUGCACUCUGUAACAGCUCUUGAAAGCUUUGUUUCACACUAUAGAGACUCUCUCGUGUGGUAGAAGCUUCACAUCGUGUUGACUCUACUAUUGUCAUCCAUUUCAUAAAAGAGCAACGUUGCCAAGGCACCA